AUGUUGAGCGGACAGGCCCAGCAGCGUUUGGAGGAUAUGUCGUGGCUGGCUUCGGGUCCGCCGUUGGACUAUCAGCAGGGUAUUACCUCAAUGCCAUCGGGGGUGAAAAUGUGCCAUCCGGGAAGUUCCGCUCAACGUAGUUUGAAGGAACAACGAAUUCGUAGGCCUAUGAACGCUUUCAUGGUGUGGGCGAAGGUUGAGCGGAAGAAAUUGGCGGACGAAAAUCCUGACCUCCAUAACGCCGACCUCAGCAAGAUGCUUGGCAAGAAAUGGCGGGGUCUUACGCCACAGGACAGGCGGCCGUACGUCGAGGAAGCUGAAAGAUUAAGAGUGAUACACAUGCAAGAACAUCCGAACUACAAGUACAGACCACGUCGCAGAAAACACGCGAAGCGAGCCCCGGGGGCCCCAGCUUCGCCACCCACCGUAACAAACGCCCCUGGUUCAAGGCCCAACCCUGCCGGGUCCACGAUUCAUCAUUCCAUGUCUAAGAUGGAAAAUUAUCAAAGUAUGCCGCGGAUGUCCUGGGGCGGACACUCGCCCAUUACGUCUCUCUAUCAUCAACAACAACAGCAGCAACAACAGCAGCAACAGACAAUGCAAGAGUACAAGUCAGAGAACAACUCAAUCUACGGUAGUCCUUACACACCGAUUAUUCACUCUCCGGACAUAUCGCCUGUCGCCAGCCCUGAACCAGAUGGUGCGGACGGAACACACCUUCCCUCUUCGCAAAAUCCAGACCCGGAACGGGACUUGAUGGAAGGUACAUCGAAACAGCACAAUGACCAUGAACAAGCGAAACGCUAUUCUUUCAUGAGCGGAGACAGCCAAUUGCAUCCAGCUCAUAGCGUGGCUAACAUAUCAUCCUGCCAAAAUACUGGCAUCUACACGGACACUUUGACGUACAAGAAAUCGGUAAGCUACCUGAAUUUCGAAAGACAAACUUCGAGUAUAGCGGCGAUUGGUAUAGCGAAUGGGAUGAUGGUUUCCUGUAACAAGUUGAGAUCGGGUUUCGAAAACGUUGGCUCUGUCACGGGUACAUUCUACCCUCCAGUCGCUUCACCGCACGACCAAUCGUUGCACUACAGCAGUAAUCAGUCCACGAAGUCCAACAGCUAUUCGAUGCAAUCCAACGUCGAAAGUAAUUAUAAUCAAUGCAACAACAGGCAACAAUCGAUUGGAAUUCGCGGCUCAUCCGACGUCUGCUCGAGCGUCUCUCAUAGAUACUCUCAGAUGUCUCAUCAUCAAGAUUAUUCGUCAGAGGGUGGUUCCGGACAACAACCGGUAAUUUUAGGGCACUUAGAUCCUAGCAUGGGCGACGACGAGGAGGACCAAGCUCUGCAACUUGAAAAAUAUUUCAAAAUCUAUUAG
Messenger RNA from Athalia rosae (coleseed sawfly), 1371 nucleotides. Its product is annotated as putative transcription factor SOX-15. Bases 1 to 1371 code for a protein of 456 amino acids. The record is from RefSeq and is a predicted model, not a curated record. The transcript is spliced from 7 exons. Gene Ontology annotation, biological process: cell differentiation; anatomical structure morphogenesis; regulation of DNA-templated transcription. Gene Ontology annotation, molecular function: DNA-binding transcription factor activity, RNA polymerase II-specific; RNA polymerase II cis-regulatory region sequence-specific DNA binding. Lineage: Eukaryota; Metazoa; Arthropoda; Insecta; Hymenoptera; Athaliidae.